AGAAGGCACAGCGCUCGGGGGUGUGGCCAGACGCAUGGGCGGUGCCGGGCGUUGGAAGAUGGUUCGGAACUGCGUAUCCCCCAAGGCUAGUCAGGGCGCUGCUGACUGGCGGAAGCGAGGGCGGGGACAGCGGGAUGACGUUUUAAGGACGCUUGCGCGCGGGAUUUAAACUGCGGCGGUUUACAAGGCGUUAAGACUUCGUAGGGUUAGCGAAAUUGAGGUUUCUUGGUAUUGCGCGUUUCUCUUCCUUGCUGACCCUCCGAAUGGCCAUGGACUCGUCGCUUCAGGCCCGCCUGUUUCCCGGUCUCGCUAUCAAGAUCCAACGCAGUAACGGCUUAAUUCACAGUGCCAAUGUAAGGACUGUGAACUUGGAGAAAUCCUGUGUUUCAGUGGAAUGGGCAGAAGGAGGUGCCACAAAGGGCAAAGAGAUUGAUUUUGAUGAUGUGGCUGCGAUAAACCCAGAACUCUUACAGCUUCUUCCCUUACAUCCGAAGGACAAUCUGCCCCUGCAGGAAAAUGUAACAAUCCAAAAACAAAAACGGAGAUCCGUCAACUCCAAAAUUCCUGCUCCAAAAGAAAGUCUUCGAAGCCGCUCCACUCGCAUGUCCACUGUCUCAGAGCUUCACGUCACCGCUCAGGAGAAUGGCAUGGAGGUGGAGCUGCCUGCAGCUGCAAACCCCCGCAAACAGUUUUCAGUUCCUCCUGCCCCCACUAGGCCUUCCUGCCCUGCAGUGGCUGAAAUACCAUUGAGGAUGGUCAGCGAGGAGGUGGAAGAGCAAGUCCAUUCCAUCCGAGGCAGCUCUUCUGCAAACCCUGUGAACUCAGUUCGGAGGAAAUCAUGUAUUGUGAAGGAAGUGGAAAAAAUGAAGAACAAGCGAGAAGAGAAGAAGGCCCAGAACUCUGAAAUGAGAAUGAAGCGAGCUCAGGAGUAUGACAGUAGUUUUCCAAACUGCGAAUUUGCCCGAAUGAUUAAAGAAUUUCGGGCUACUUUGGAAUGUCAUCCACUUACUAUGACUGAUCCUAUUGAAGAGCACAGAAUAUGUGUCUGUGUUAGGAAACGCCCACUGAAUAAGCAAGAAUUGGCCAAGAAAGAAAUUGAUGUGAUUUCCAUUCCUAGCAAGUGUCUCCUCUUGGUACAUGAACCCAAGUUGAAAGUGGACUUAACAAAGUAUCUGGAGAACCAAGCAUUCUGCUUUGACUUUGCAUUUGAUGAAACAGCUUCUAAUGAAGUUGUCUACAGGUUCACAGCAAGGCCACUGGUACAGACAAUCUUUGAAGGUGGAAAAGCAACUUGUUUUGCAUAUGGCCAGACAGGAAGUGGCAAGACACAUACUAUGGGCGGAGACCUCUCCGGGAAAGCCCAGAAUGCAUCCAAAGGGAUCUACGCCAUGGCCUCCCGGGACGUCUUCCUCCUGAAGAAUCAACCCUGCUACCGGAAAUUGGGCCUGGAAGUCUAUGUGACAUUCUUCGAGAUCUACAAUGGGAAGCUGUUUGACCUGCUCAACAAGAAGGCCAAGCUGCGCGUGCUGGAGGAUGGCAAGCAACAGGUGCAAGUGGUGGGGCUGCAGGAGCAUCUGGUUAACUCUGCUGAUGAUGUCAUCAAGAUGAUCGACAUGGGCAGCGCCUGCAGAACCUCUGGGCAGACAUUUGCCAACUCCAAUUCCUCCCGCUCCCACGCCUGCUUCCAAAUUCUUCUUCGAGCUAAAGGGAGAAUGCAUGGCAAGUUCUCUUUGGUAGAUCUGGCAGGGAAUGAGCGAGGCGCGGACACUUCCAGUGCUGACCGGCAGACCCGCAUGGAGGGUGCAGAAAUCAACAAGAGUCUCUUAGCCCUGAAGGAAUGCAUCAGGGCCCUGGGACAGAACAAGGCUCACACCCCGUUCCGUGAGAGCAAGCUGACACAGGUGCUGAGGGACUCCUUCAUCGGGGAGAACUCUAGGACUUGCAUGAUUGCCACGAUCUCACCAGGCAUAAGCUCCUGUGAAUAUACUUUAAACACACUGAGAUAUGCAGACAGGGUCAAGGAGCUGAGCCCCCACAGUGGGCCCAGUGGAGAGCAGUUGAUUCAAAUGGAAACAGAAGAGAUGGAAGCCUGCUCUAACGGGGCGCUGAUUCCACGCAAUUUAUCCAAGGAAGAGGAGGAACUGUCUUCCCAGAUGUCCAGCUUUAACGAAGCCAUGACUCAGAUCAGGGAGCUGGAGGAGAGGGCUGUGGAAGAGCUCAAGGAGAUCAUACAGCAAGGACCAGAUUGGCUUGAGCUCUCUGAGAUGACCGAGCAGCCGGACUAUGACCUGGAGACCUUUGUGAACAAAGCGGAAUCUGCUCUGGCCCAGCAAGCCAAGCAUUUCUCAGCCCUGCGAGAUGUUAUCAAGGCCUUGCGCCUGGCCAUGCAGCUGGAAGAGCAGGCUAGCAGACAAAUAAGCAACAAGAAACGGCCCCAGUGACGACUGCAAAUAAAGAUCUGUUUGGUUUGACACCCAGCCUCUUCCCUGGCCCUCCCCAGAGAACCUUGGGCACCUGGCGGGUCUAGGCAGGGUCUGAGCUGGGGCAGGUUCUGGUAAAUGCCAAGUAUGAGGGCAUCUGGGGAGGGGGUCAGAGUGACAUGGGACACUCCUUUUCUAUUCCUCAGUUGUCGCCCUCGUGGGAGGAAGGAGCUCUUAGUUACCCUUUUGUGUUGCCCUUCUUUCCAUCAAGGGGAAUGUUCUCAGCAUAGAGCUUUCUCUGCAGCAUCCUGCCUGUGUGGACUGGCUGCUAAUGGAGAGCUCCCUGGGGUUGUCCUGGCUCUGGGGAGAGAGACGGAGCCUUUAGUACAGCUAUCUACUGGCUCUAAACCUUCUACGCCUUUGGGCCGAGCACUGAAUGUCUUGUACUUUAAAAGAAUGUUUCUGAGACCUCUUUCUACCUUACUGUCUUCCUAGAGAUCCAAGAGGAUCCCUACUGUUUUCUGUUUUAUGUGUUUAUACAUUGUAUGUAACAAUAAAGAGAAACAAUAAGUCA
Molecule: messenger RNA, 2994 nt
Organism: Symphalangus syndactylus (siamang)
Lineage: Eukaryota; Metazoa; Chordata; Mammalia; Primates; Hylobatidae
Gene: KIF2C
Product: kinesin family member 2C
Biological process (GO): microtubule depolymerization; microtubule-based movement
Cellular component (GO): microtubule
Molecular function (GO): microtubule motor activity; ATP binding; microtubule binding
Source: RefSeq, a predicted model, not a curated record